This is a messenger RNA of Stylonychia lemnae, 4197 nucleotides long. NCBI's taxonomy places the organism in Eukaryota, Ciliophora, Spirotrichea, Sporadotrichida, Oxytrichidae. The record is from the annotation of a GenBank genome assembly.
AUGCAGAGCUACAUGAAUCCAGAAGAAGACUACAAUUAUUAUAAUGAGAUAAAUGCAAAAAAGUAGUAAGACUUUAAUGCCGGAUUUAUUCAAGAAGAAGUCAACGAGGUUCAGAGUCAUACUACCGAGUAACCUGGAUAAAUCUUCAAUAAAUUUGACUUUAAUUUUGAUGAUAUAAUGGAGUCAGGUCUAAAACUGAAAUCAGCUAAAGGGUAGCUAUUAGGCAAGAAAUUUAGACAUAAUACAGAUGAAUAAUAGGUCAGCAAGUCACUAUCAGACAGACUAUGCCAAAAAAGUAAAAUCUCUUUUGAGAAUUUUAAAAUGGAGAUUCUCGAGUCACUUUUUGAGUUCCUUGAUACUAAUUUCUUAGUUGGUUACCUGUGCAAAUGCUCCAAAACUCUGAGCUCUUAAUUGAACCUUUAUUUACAAGAGUAUUGCAAAGAUAUUCAAAUAAAAAUUCCCAAGGUAGAAAACAUUAGAAAAGAAAAUAAAGGAAUUGAUGAUUUACUAACUUGGAAUAAAGAAGUGUAGUUCCUCAUUAAUAAUCUUAGCUCAGCUUAGAAUAUUCAGAUUGUUUGCUAGGAUUUUAAAAUAUUUAAUCCACUUAAUGAGAAAUUAGUUGGAAACUCGACUUUCAAUAAUAUAAAGAAGUAUGAUGUGGGCAUUUUCGAUGAGGAGAAAUUUCCUAAAUUUAUUACAUAACAAUCAGUACUUUACUCGUAAACCUUAACAAGCCUCACGCUUAGAUUUAAUAAGCUAUCUGCUAUUACUUCAGAAUUGAUAGUCAGGUUCUUCAGAGAUAAUAUGACUAUGGAUUUUAGAUAAAAUAUUAACAUAAGAUAAUUGAGAAUUGAAUAUAAUGACAGAGAAAGAGAAGCAAUUUUGAGUUUAAUGACAGGAGUACUAAAAGACAAUCCUUAUCUGUAAGAAUUCGAGUUAGUUUCACUUAAUGGCUAUACCUUCCUUAAUGUUAAUAAUCUGAUUGAAAACUUUGAAGAUUAUUUUGUUGGGCCAAAUCUAAGGAAGCUUAUUCUUCGAGAAUCAUUCAGAUUUACUGAUAAAACAAGAUUUUUGGAAGAAGGAACUAACAAUAUUGAAGAAUUAGUAAUUAACAAAACAAUAUUGAAUUAGAAGUUUUUCAAGUUAUGCGAAAGGCUAAGAAUUCUAAAAUUAUGCCCCAUCAAUUUUUCAGCAGAACAAUUUGAAAUAAAUUUCGAGUAGUUUGUAUUUGUGAUUGAGUAGCUUGCCAGUAACUAAACUUUGACUUAGUUCGAAAUAGGAUUGAGACAUGGAAAUAGGAAAAAGAAGAUAUUCAAUCAAGACCUUUACGAAAAAGAAAGAAGAUAUAUGACUCUUUAAUUAUCAAGCGCUCUUGCUAAAGUUUUUGCAAACAAUAAAACCUUGUCAUGCUUAGUUGUAUAAUAUAAGCAUGCCAAUUUUGAAGAUUGUAUCAAAAUCGCUGAAAAUUUGAUAUGCUCUGUAAAAGGAAGAGUUAAUAAUAUUCGACUAUUUAACAAUUUCCCAAUUUAUGACUAUAUAUUUGCUCAUUACCCAAAGCUGAAUCUGUGUGACUAAGCAAAUGAUUUUGAUUAUGCUUAUUAUGAUCCAAUCUAUUGUGCUAUAGUGGUAAAAAUACUCCUACUUCAGUCUUAUAAUCUUAACAAGAUUCAAUUUAAUCCAAACUUAAAUGAAAUUGAAGAAUUUAAGAAAAGGUUGAUAUAAGAAGAAAAAGAUUAAUAUUUGCAUGGAGAAGAGAAAGCAAAAUAUUUUGAAAAUAACAUUAAUAAUUAUGCUUAAGCAGUGACCAAAAUGUAUACUAAAUACUGCGAUCCAUUUGAUCAAGUACUUCUAAGCUCAUUAAAAGGUAUAGUAAAAGAAGAGAUUGGUUCUGAAUUCAUUAAUAGAUUUGAUUUAGGGUAUAUUCCCAAAAAGUAUCAUAUGAUUUUACUUUUCUUUCUAAGAAUGAAUCAGAGGAUAAGUACUCUUCAUGCAAGAGGGGUUAAUUUGAAAGCUGAUUUGAUUAAAAAUCUAUUAAAAGAUUUUGUUAAUUUAAGAGAAUUUACACUUUCAUUUUCAGAGAGUGAAUCUAAAAAAAGAGAAAUAGGGGCUUUAAUCCAAUCAAUUCUAAAUAAUUGGCAGCAGGUUGAGUUUUUAUCGUUAGAAAAUUUUUAGUUCAAUGUUGCUUAAUACAAUGAUAAUCAACUCUAUAAUAAAUUAAAUGGCACAUAAAUUAAGCAUCUAAUGAUAAAUGAUGUAUAUGUUUACUCUACUAAGCUUUACUCUAAUCCUACUAAGCCGAAACCCACUCCAUAUCAAAGAAAUCAGCAAGAAUAACUAUUAGAUACUGUCCCUGAAAAUAGAAAAAUUGAGACUAUCAUUCUUCGUGAUAUGAGAUUAGCUUAUGGAAUGUAAUAUGAAACAGAAUUUUUGUCAAAAUUCGUGAAUCUCAGAACUUUAAUAAUAGAAAUAAAUGAUUUGAGAGGAUCUGAUAGGAAUUCAUUUCCAAAAAUGAUUUAGGAUAUCACACAAUCACUCAGCUGCCUAAGCCAUUUAGAAUGUGUUGAAUUAAACUAGAAACCUGGGAACACAAGUUGUACAUUUGACGAUCAUGAUAUAGAAAGUGAAUAAUCAGUUGCAUUUUUAAGAGCAUUUGAAACUUUAUUGCACAGGAAUAGGGAGCUCAAAAGAAUAAAUAUUUUCUUUCCUCUUUAAAUAUAAGAUCUUGGGAAAUUUUCAGAUAUUGCAAUCCCUAAGAUUAUUGGAUAAGAUGGUGAAAGUCUUCUCAAUUUCUACUCAUUAGAUUGUGAAUCAAUAAGAGAAGAUAAAAUAUAGCCUGAUUUCAUGAUUAAUAGUUAUAACUGCUACUAAUCUAAAUAAAAAGAAGUCAUAAAUACAAAGAAUUACAAAUAUAAAAAAGGCAUUGCAAGUUUGCUCCCGCUGGUAGUUCUAAAAUUGAUGUCUUUCUUAAGAAUCCCUAACAAACUACAUCUAUUUAAAAAAGAGAUUAACAUUGAGGAGGAAAUUGAAUUUAACACUAUUUUAAAUAUGGCUAACUACAAAACAUGCUUGAACUCUGAUCUGACAGUUUUGAUUGGAGUAUCUUUAAUGAAAAACCCUAGAAUCUAAAUAUUACUUCUGACUAAUCUCAAUAUUUAUGAUAUUGACAUAUAGAUUUUGACUUAAAAUUUGAAUAAUCUAGCAGAACUUAAGAAAUUAUCCUUCAAAAGAAGUACAUUUAUGGAUAGAAUUAAGGAACUUGAUAGAGUUUUAGCAUGUAUUCCUAGCUUAGAAGAAAUUAACUUAAAUAUGACAAAUAUUCUUGCAAUGCUGACAUCACCAGCUGAAUUUUUUACUGCCUUAGAAAAAAAUAUGACAGUAAAAAUAUUUCAUGCUGCUGCUAUAUCACAGGAUAAUGAGGAUGCAAAAAAGAUGAAAUUUUUAUUGAGAGCAGUAAAGAAAAAUAACAAAAUAAAAUAUUUAAAUAUAUCAGAAAAUUAUCUGACAUCAGCUUGCUUUCAUGUAUUAAAGGAUACAUUUAUAAAAAAUAGAAGAAUAAAGACUCUUAAAUUUUAUCUUGCCUCUUCAGAUAAACUCUUUAAUGAGAUGUUUGUUGAGUUGUAAAGAUUUUUUGAGGAAAUAAUUAGGAGAGCAACUACAUUAGCUUUAAGAAAAAUAAUAGUAUCUAAAGAAAAUCAAAUCAAAUUCAAAAAGGAAAUUUCAGAGGAGAAGAGUGUCCUUUAUAUUGGUGAAGGAAGGUAAUUAGCAGAUAUAGUGUUUUACAUUGAGAAGAGUAAAAGAUUUAUAGAAGCAAUAAAAAGUAUCGUAAUCAGAGGGAGACUAGGGGAAAGUAAAGAAUUUGCCCUCUAUCUCAAUGAAUUCUUUAAAGAAUGCAUUAAUUUAGAGACAAUUAUGUUUGUAAAUACAAAUCUUGGUGGAUUGAUGAGAAACUCAAAGAAUGUUAAUCUAUUCAGAGAUUUAAAGAGCACUAAGCUAUAAUAUGUCAACUUGACUAGCACUGAUCUGAAAAAUAAUAUUGUUGAGAAGAUUGUUUUGUCUCUGAAACCUGUUAGAUCUAUGCAGAAAUUAAAUAUUUCAGACAACCCUGAAGUGGAACUAGCUCAGUUAAAUCAUAUGUUCAAACUCAAGAAGAUAAAAGUUAAUGUUUAGGAUGAUUACAUGAUAACAUUCCCAGAAUGA